Molecule: messenger RNA, 1854 nt
Organism: Metopolophium dirhodum (rose-grain aphid)
Lineage: Eukaryota; Metazoa; Arthropoda; Insecta; Hemiptera; Aphididae
Product: RNA-binding protein fusilli-like
Cellular component (GO): ribonucleoprotein complex
Molecular function (GO): RNA binding
Source: RefSeq, a predicted model, not a curated record
GCCGAGGUCAAGGAUAUGGUUAACAUUGUCCAAAGGCUCAUAGCUGAUGGCCAUACGUUCAAUUCGCCGGAAAUCGUUCAGCUAAAACUCGAACCGGGUGUUUGUUGGAAAAAUGAAGAAGUAGAUAAAAAUUGUGUAGUCACAGCAAGAGGUCUUCCGUGGCAAUCAUCUGAUCACGACAUAGCCAAGUUUUUUUGUGGUCUCAAUAUAGUCAAAGGUGGUGUAGCAUUGUGUUUAAGUGCGCAUGGUCGUCGUAACGGUGAAGCGGUUGUACGUUUUGUGAACAAAGAGCACAGAGACAUGGCUAUGAAAAGACAUAAGCACCAUAAUGGUGGCCGUUAUACUGAAGUAUAUAACGGUAAUGAUGAAGACUUCAUAAAUGUUGCUGGGGGUAAUAGUAGUGAAGCCCAAAUGUUCCUCACCAAGGGUGCCCAAGUAAUUGUGCGCAUGAGGGGUUUACCUUAUGUUUGUACAGCUAAAGAUGUCAUUACUUUCUUUGAAAAUGGUGAGCAAACUUGUUCUGUAAUGGAUGGAGAAAAUGGUGUUUUAUUUGUUAAAAAACCUGAUGGACGUUCAACGGGUGAUGCGUUUGUUCUAUUUGCUGAUGAAGAUGAUGCUCCUAAAGCACUUAGUAAGGACAGAGACCUAAUAGGCAAGAGGUAUAUUGAACUAUUUAGGAGUACAACAGCUGAAGUACAACAGGUUUUGAAUCGUGCAAUGGAUCCAUCUAUGCGAUCAACAGCUAGUGAUAGCAGUGGCAACAUUAUCACCCCAGUAACAACAACAGCUGGUGUGAAUAAUUCGCCUACUGCACUUUUUGGGCAUGUGCCGCUUCUGCCAUUGCCUCAGCACGUCAUCACUAGUGGCACACAAAAAGACUGUAUACGCUUACGUGGACUUCCAUAUGAAGCAAAUGUAGAGCAUAUACUUGAGUUCCUCGAAGAACAUUCCAAAAAUAUUGUAUUCCAAGGUGUGCAUAUGAUUUACAACUCUGUGGGUCAUGCAUCUGGUGAAGCAUUCAUUCAAAUGAACAACGUGGGCAGUGCCGCUCAGGCAGUAAUGGCUAAACACUACAAUUAUAUGUAUAUUGGCAAAAAACAACGGUACAUCGAAAUGUUCCAGUGUUCCGGUGAAGAUAUGCAUCUGGUGUUGACUGGCGGAGGUGCUGCGUCAAGAGCUUUAUCUCAAGUAGCUACCAAAGCGCCACCUGGUAUGUUACCUGCACAGCUUCUAAUGACCACCAGCCAGGUUGCUAAUCCUGGUACUCCCCUUACCCUAAUGCCCCCUUGGGAUCCAAUGUCCGUUUACGCCCAGAAUUUAGCCCAAACCCUAGCCCUCCAGCGUGCGGCUGUGGCAGCUGCCCAACAACCACAGAAAUCAUGGUUGUAUCAACUAGCUCAGCAUAACCAAUUAACCAAUCUUGCUUUACUCACCAAACAGCAACAAGACAUGAAUGGUGGUAUGGCACAACAGCCUAAUAUUCAAUCAUUAUCUCCGAAUGUGGCUCAUCAUUUGUUGGAUAAUAGUGCCCAAAAUGAUAUGGCUAAAAGUGCAGCCUCACCUUAUAUGUACUUUAAUAUGCCACGAUUUUCACACAACAUGGCGGCCAAUCCUUAUGUGCCAGUUUCGGCUGCUGGAGGUCAGUUUGUCAUGCCGCCAACGGCCAAUCCACCACAAAAACGUUCAUGGCAAAAAGCAUUUCCUGGUGGCCAUGAAAGUUCCAAUAAACGACAGUUUGCACUACCGUCUGCUUCUGCUGCUGGGCCCAUGUUCAUGAAUCAAGGCCCUAACACAGCUGCCAUAGUCGCAUCAUCCCCAUAUCUACAACACCCGGGACAAUUCUAUACCAUUUAA